GAAAAACAGAGAGAAAGAACAACAGGAUAUUGUCCCGUUCUGGUCUGCGUGCCAACUGUGACAAAAUGUUGUUUUCUCCUUGGUUUGGGGAUUCUUGUUGGCUUUUACUUGUCCUGGGUGAGCCUGAAAACGUUAAGAUGUUUUUAAAAUUUUUCCAGUUAGUGUGGAAACCUUGAGUGUCUGGGAGCAAGGUGGUGUCCCAUGCCCUGGCACAAACAUUCCUGUCCUGGGGGAUGAUUCUCUGAGUCAUGCAGAGGAAAAGAAGCGUUCUGAUGUGAAAGACAACAGGAAGGCGUUCAGCACGCUGUGUGCCAGCAGGACACCUGCAGAGCUGCCGCAGGGGUGGAAGUGAGCCACAGGCUGCAUGGAGAGUGCUGAGAAAACUGCACGGCUGCACAAAUCUGACGCCAAAGCAGGGCUCUAUUUUUGGCCUCGGCUCUGCGUUUCUGACACCUGUAGGGACGCGUGAAGCGCACACGAGCCUUGUGCAGCACCUCCGGGAGCGGAGGAGCCGCCGCAGGGCACGGGAGCGCAGCGGAGCGUUCCUGCUUAGCCAACAGGAUUAAUUAUAACCCAGGAAUAUGAACCGUAAAUGUGCUGAAGCUGCCAAGACGGGAGCUGGGUGUGUGCCAGCGCCUGAAUGAGGACACACCAUCCCGUCAGGACUCUCCGGGAGCAGCGGGCAGCACCGAGGUACGCGCGGAGCCCCACGGAGGGAGAUGGACAAAUGGGGGUGCGGCAGGAGGACGGUAUACUUAUAAGAUGCAUUCUGUGAUCUCUACCAGUGAACCGGCACAAGCAAUUCCUUUCUAAGCUCACUCUAGGGACUGCAUCUUGGUCCUUGUACUGCUUGAACUCCCAGAGAAAUAAUUACACAAGGCCUAUUACCUACUGAGAAAUAAAAUGACUGAGUUCCUGGUUUGUUUUAACUGGUGCAAUGGUGAACAGCCCCCGCCGAAGAGGCGUCGGAGACUGGACCGGAAUAUGAUAGGAGAGCCAAUGAACUUCGUACACACGGCGCACGUCGGGGCCAGAGAGAUGAGUGGUGACUAUUCCUCAGUGGCUGCUGAUGAGGGGAUCCUGCACGCCUCUGGAGGUGGAGUGUCUCCAGUAACUAAGGAUUACUGCAUCAUUUACAAUUCUAACUGGGUAUCUCUUCCAAAAACCUUGGACAAUGCUACUUUCAGGACUCUGGAAAACCUGACUUCUACAGUCCUCUGCAAUUCAUCUGAAGUUCCUUCUGGCGUAAUGAAAGACAAAGCAGUUGUAGUGAUGAGAGGAAACUGCACUUUCUUGGAAAAAGCAAGAAUUGCACAAAGUUUGGGUGCUAAAAUGCUGUUGAUUGCCAGUAAAUCUAGGCUGUCUGCUAUUUCAGAUAACAAGACUGAUUUUGAAGAUGUGACUCUUCCAGUUGCUCUUAUAAGAUAUAAUGACAUAGUAGAUAUGCAGCUGGUGCUUGGAAAUGAAGUUAAUGUGACUCUGUAUUCACCACCUUUGCCAGAGUUUGAUUACAGUAUGGUUGUCAUCUUCCUGAUUGCUGUGUUUACAGUGGCACUGGGAGGCUACUGGAGCGGAGUAGCAGAACUUGAGAAUCUCAAAGCAGUAGCGAGUCCCGGGGAGAGAGAAACCCGACGGAAGAAGGAAGAAAAUGUUACUUUCACCCCUGUAACAGUUAUCUUGUUUGUUGUCAUCUGUUGUGUCAUGCUGGUCUUACUUUAUUUCUUCUACAAAUGGUUAGUAUAUGUUAUAAUAUCAGUCUUCUGCCUGGCAUCUGCGAUGAGUCUGUACAACUGUCUUGCAGCAUUAAUAGGAGAAAUCCCAAUUGGGCAGUGCAGGGUUACAUGUUGCAACAAAACCAUUGAAGUGAGGCUUAUUUUUCUUGCUGUAUUCUGCAUAGCAGCAGCUGUUGUCUGGGCAGUAUUUCGAAAUGAAGAUAGGUGGGCGUGGAUUUUGCAAGAUACUUUGGGAGUUGCUUUCUGCCUAAACUUCAUUAAAACACUGAAAAUGCCCAACUUUAAGUCCUGUGUAAUACUUCUAGGCCUCCUCCUUCUAUAUGAUGUGUUUUUUGUCUUCAUAACACCAUUUAUCACAAAGAAUGGGGCAAGUAUAAUGGUUGAAGUUGCAGCUGGUCCCUUUGGAAACAGUGAAAAGAGUGAUGGAAACUUGGUGGAAGUCCCUACUGAACGCUCAGCUCCCCAUGAGAAAUUACCCGUGGUUAUUAGAGUGCCUAGACUGGAACACUCUGCGUCGACACUCUGUGACUUGCCCUUUUCAUUGUUGGGUUUUGGAGACAUUAUUGUCCCAGGGCUUCUGGUUGCCUAUUGUCGAAGAUUUGAUGUUCAAACAAGAUCAUCUUCUGUAUACUACAUUUCCUGCACAAUAGCUUAUGCUGUUGGUAUGGUGCUGACUUUUGUUGUCCUGGCAUUGAUGAAGAUGGGGCAGCCUGCCCUUCUCUACCUUGUACCAUGUACACUCAUCACGAGCUCCCUCGUUGCCUGGAGGCGCAAAGAGAUGAAGAAGUUUUGGAAAGGAAGCAGUUACCAGAUGAUGGAACACCUGGAUUACACAGGAAAUGAAGAAAGCACAGCAUCAGCCACUGAACAGCCUGGAGGACAGUAAUAUUUGGGAUCCUGAUUUAAAAUAGCAUUUGAAUUUUUGCCAGCUGAAUUACAGUAAAUUUGGUGAAAUUUUACAAUAGAGUGUUUCCCCACUCUGUGUAAAAGGGUUUUUUAUUCCUGCACCUAUAUUUUUAUGGAAAAUACUGUUAAUAACAUGGAAGUAAUCAAAAUAGAGUUGCAUUUUUACAGCCAAACCAUAGCUAGUAACACCGUGCCUUAUUUCGAUUUAAAUAAAAGGAUAUUUUCUAUGCAA
Corvus hawaiiensis (hawaiian crow) is the source of this 2871-nucleotide messenger RNA. It is a transcript of the gene SPPL2A, whose product is annotated as signal peptide peptidase like 2A. Gene Ontology annotation, biological process: membrane protein proteolysis. The coding region runs from base 904 to 2619 and encodes 571 amino acids. Lineage: Eukaryota; Metazoa; Chordata; Aves; Passeriformes; Corvidae. The record is from RefSeq and is a predicted model, not a curated record. Gene Ontology annotation, cellular component: lumenal side of endoplasmic reticulum membrane; cytoplasmic side of endoplasmic reticulum membrane; lysosomal membrane. The transcript has 18 exons. Gene Ontology annotation, molecular function: aspartic endopeptidase activity, intramembrane cleaving.